Messenger RNA from Phragmites australis (common reed), 1292 nucleotides. Its product is annotated as probable protein S-acyltransferase 12. The record is from RefSeq and is a predicted model, not a curated record. The coding region runs from base 206 to 1087 and encodes 293 amino acids. Gene Ontology annotation, biological process: peptidyl-L-cysteine S-palmitoylation; protein targeting to membrane. The transcript has 7 exons. Gene Ontology annotation, molecular function: protein-cysteine S-palmitoyltransferase activity. Lineage: Eukaryota; Viridiplantae; Streptophyta; Magnoliopsida; Poales; Poaceae. Gene Ontology annotation, cellular component: Golgi apparatus; endoplasmic reticulum.
CACGUGUAGCACUGAAAUCAGAGGAUGCAGUCCGCAAGCCCACCACCAGCCAACACUGGUCAUACGAUGUUGAAGCAGACCCAGCAACCCAUCAAGCAGGCGCGCCGCCACCGACACGCUUCCCUCCGUCGUGUCCUCCUCCUUUCCCUCCUUGCCGCCGCCACGCCGCCCCACUGACCGCGCGUGCCCCCGCAUCGCCGGAGGGAUGGACUGCUGCCGGCACGUGAACCCGUUCCGCGCGUGCGCGGGGCUGCGGGGGCUGGGGUACCUCAUGGUGGCGCUCGUCGCCGCCAUCGCCGCCGUCUCCUACUACGCCGUCGUCGUCUACGCCUGGGGCCCGGUGCUCCUCGGCGGGGGCGCCCACGCGGCCGGCGCCGGGGCCGUCCUCGCCGCCUUCCACAUACUCCUUGCACUGAUUCUGUGGUGCUAUUUGAUGGUUGUUUUCACUGAUCCUGGUGCUGUACCUGAAAACUGGAGACAUGAUGCUGAAGAUAGUGGGGAUCCUGCAUUAUCCACUUCAGAGGAUCAAGGAAGUCAUCCUAGAUAUUGCUCUCGCUGUCAAAAUGGCAAACCUCCACGCUGCCAUCAUUGUUCUGUCUGUGACAGAUGUGUGCUUAAAAUGGACCAUCACUGUGUUUGGGUAGUGAAUUGUGUUGGAGCAAGGAACUACAAAUAUUUUCUCCUUUUCCUGGUGUAUACUUUCCUUGAGACAGUGCUGGAUACCUUGGUUCUACUUCCAAACUUUAUUGAAUUUUUUCGAGAUGAAAGUAGGCAUUCCAGCUCACCAGGCGAUAUUGCUAUUCUAUUUCUUGCUUUUGUUCUUAAUUUAGCAUUCACGCUGAGCCUCCUCUGUUUCAUCGCCAUGCACAUGUCUCUUGUUACAAGUAAUACGACUUCUAUAGAGGUCCAUGAGCGAAGGAAAUCAGUAGCAUGGAAAUAUAACGUAGGAUGGAGAAGAAACUUGGAGCAGGUCUUCGGCACCAAAAAGUUGUUCUGGUUUUUUCCCUUGUACUCCACAGAGGAUCUGCGCAACAUUCCUGCACUUCGUGGCCUUGAAUUCCCUAUUCGUUCUGAUGUAGUUGUCUAAUUGCAUCUGAUGUCUACCGGCAUUGUAUUCAAGGCAUCUCACCUGUACACUGAAAUUUCUGUACAGAAAUCUGUUUCCCCCCAUUUACCCACAUAGUAAGGUCGUGAAUUACAAUACCGAUUCUUUUUGUAUACUAGCUGUAAAUCAAACAAAGUUACACAAAAUCAUGAUAAUUCUUUGGUCGAUUAUUAUUUUUCCAUUAAAA